AGCAAGACAGCAUUGAGUCAAGACGGUAACAGAGGUGGCAGCAUCACAGGGUCUUCAUCGGAGGUUCAGCUACCUGGCCAUCACUGAGUAGAGCACAGGACUUGGAGUCUGGAGUCCUGGGUUUCAGUCCAGUUUGACCAGUCUGCUGUGGAGCCACAAGUGAACUUCUCUUGUGCGGUAUUUGGUUUCCCUGGGAUCCAACUUGGAAGUCAGGUCCUACGACAUGCCAGGGUCCUAGAAGUCAAAGGUGGCUUUUACCAUGAUGACAGUGGCUUCACCUUUUCCAGGACAGGAGCCAGUUCUUGGAGGAGACCUGGGACAGAGCAUGGAUUGCUGCGGGGCCCUUUUCUUUCUGUGUCUUCUGACAUUGCAGGGCACAGCAAAAGGGAUAACAGGGAAAGAAGAGGUCCUGGGCUACAUGCGGAGGAUGGAGCAGCAGCUCAAGGGCCGGAAACCCCCUUCUGUUGACCAAGUUCAUAACCUGGAGCAGAAGCUGCUGAAUGCCACCUUUAAUGACGACAAGCUAAACUUGAGCACAAACAACAUCCACUCUCUGGUCUUCAAGCUGGGCUGCAACUUCACUGGCCUUUCCUUGAGUAGUGCUGCUCUGGAGAAGGUUCCCCAGGCCCGGGCCCGGCAUGCCAUGCACUUCCCUGCAGAGCUGACCCGGGACGCCUGCUCAACCCCUGUCCGGCCCAGGGAGCUGCGGCUCAUCUGCAUCUACUUUUUUACCAACUCCUUUUUCCAGGAUGACAAAAACUCAUCUCUGCUAAAUAACUAUGUCCUGGGAGCUCAGCUGGACCAAAGACGAGUGAAGAACCUCAGGGACCUGGUCAACAUCAGCUUUUGGCACAACCAAAGUUUGGCAGGCUACACUCUGACCUGUGUCUUCUGGAAGAAGGGAGCCAGCAAGCUCCGCUGGGGGGCCUGGAGUCCCAAGGGCUGUCACACUGAGCAGCCCUCACCUUCACAGGUGCUGUGCCGCUGUAACCACCUCACCUACUUCGCGGUUCUUAUGGCUUGCAGCCCCACAUCCCUUCCACAGCAACUGUCCCCGGCUCCUGUGCCUGCAGAGCUGCUGGCGCCUCUCCAGUACAUCUCCCUUGUGGGCUGCAGCGUCUCCGUCGUGGCCUCGCUACUCACCAUGGUGCUGCACCUCCGUGCCAGGAAGCCCAAUGACUCCACAAGACGCAUCCAUAUGAACCUGCAAAUCUCAGUGCUGCUGCUGAAUGUCACCUUCCUCCUGAGUGCCAUGCUGGCUGUGCCCGCUGGGGCUGCAUGCGUGGCGCUGGCGGCUGUCCUGCACUACGCCCUGCUCAGCUGUCUCACCUGGAUGGCCAUUGAGGGCUUCAACCUCUACCUCCUCCUGGGGCGCGUCUACAAUGUCUACAUCCACCGCUAUGUGCUCAAGCUUUGCACGCUGGGCUGGGGAGUCCCGGCGCUCCUGGUGCUACUGGUCCUCGCUGUCAAGAGCUCAGUGUACGGACUCCACACGAUCCCCGUCUCCAGCAGCCAGGAAAAUGGCACCAGCUUCCAGAACGUGUCCAUGUGCUGGGUGCGGAGCCCCUCGGUGCAUGGUGUCCUGGUCAUGGGCUAUAGUGGCUUCACGACCCUCUUCAACCUGGUAGUGUUGGCCUGGGCACUGGGUGUGCUGCGAAGACUGCGGCUGCGGACCAAGGGGCCUGGCCCCCAGGCCUGCCGUGACACGGUCACUGUGCUGGGCCUCACUGUGCUGCUGGGCACCACCUGGGCCUUGGCCUUCUUCUCCUUCGGUGUCUUCCUGCUGCCCCAGCUCUUCCUCUUCAGCAUAUUCAACUCACUCUAUGGUUUCUUCUUCUUCCUGUGGUUCUGCUCCCAGAAGUACCGCUCUGAAGUGGAGGUCAAGGCAGAGAUGGAGGCACUCAGCUCCUCCUAGAUGGUGCACUAACCCAGGCUGGCCAGAAGCCUCAGCCUUUCUGGAGCCUGCAGCCUGAGGCUCUGGCUCCCCCUAGAGGCUGGACACCAAAGCCUCUGUUCCUUCUGGGGAGUCUUUGCUAGUUCCACUGUCUCCCCAGCCUUUGUGACCUGCUGCAGGGUAGGCCCAGCCCCCCUGAGGGCAGCACAGCUGGCCAGGCCUGUGGGCAGAAGACCCAUGGCCUGAGUGCUGUUCUAGGCCUAGCUGCAUCUCACUCUGUGACCCUGGGGCUGUCAUUUCUCGUGGACCCUCAGUUUUUAUGUCUGAGACAUAGAGAGAAGAGGCUCUGGUCCUGCCUAACCUGGCAGCUUUGUGAACUGUGAAUAAGAAGGAGGGUAUUAGUGGGGGUUCACCCUGUGACCUAUCCCUAAAGCUGUUUUUCCUUUAACUCUGAAAUGAUAACAACCUCACUCCCAGCCCACCUCUGAUUGGGAAAUCUAGUCCUUCCCAGAGCCACCUUCUGCAGUGUUCUGAGAACUUCAGGGCAUUUUAGACCAGCAUCCCAGGCAAAGGGCCUCCUCGGGGUGGUGUUUCUUUCCCUGAAGCUGAGCCACCUGGGCCUCAGCGUCCUGCCUAGGGAUGACUGGGCUGUUAGAUUAUGGGACUGAAGGUGAGAGUUCUAAGCGCCAGACUCAGAAUCGUCACUGGCCUGAGCCUGGCUGGCUGAUCAAGUGGGAGAGAAUGCGCGUGAAGCCCCUGCCUUUCCUAGGAUGGACGUCAGGAGGCGCUGGUGGCUUGCGCGCAGAAACAUCGACCUCGCGAUUGCAUCUGGAAACGCUCGCUCGCUACCUUCACCGUCCGUGGAUCUGAUGCACAGUCUGUCAUCCUCUCCAAGAAUGCACCAACUGAGUGACCGAAGGAGGAAACUCUAAUCUUGUUUACACAUCCAGUUACCUCUUUCCCCAGUGCAGCUGUCCGAGGUCGCUCUCAAGGGGCUUGUGCCCAGGCUGGCUGGGGCAGACUCUCAGGGACCUAUCCCGGACAUCAGACAGAAUUUAUGACCUUGAACCUCACAGCAAGGGAACUGGAGCUGGACCUGUGUCCUGCCAGUGUUUCCUUUGCUCAUCUGUACGUUUCUGGAUGCAAAUAUCUCCUUAGCAGCUGGUGAUUGCUGCAGGCGCUGGGAUCAGGCUGCCUGGGCUCUGGUGUCAGCUCUGCCCUUGCUAACUGUGACGCAGAUGAGUCACUAAAUCUCUCUGUGCCUUAGUUUUCCCAUGUGUGUGAUAGAGCCAGUAAUAAUACCUACUUUGAAAGUUCAGUAAAAGAAUGCAUAUACAGAGGCUUAGCCCAGAGUUAGUAUUUAGUACACAGUUAUUACUGUUUUGUGACUAUUAUUAACAGUGUUAACUGGGUCUCAGAGGCCUGCUUGUCUCACCCCAGGCUCAGGUGUGUUCAACUCUCACCUCUCCUUCCAGCUUUUCUGGCCUCUGCUGUGCUAGAAAUAUUUUCCAUUGAGGACUGUCUCCAGGCUGUCACCACCUCUCCUGUCUCCCAGCUCCCUAGUGUCUGGUGGCCCGGUGUUGUGUCUUCCUCUCCAGCUGCAUCAUAGAGAAGGCCUCUUUCCCACUCUGUCUCUGGGCAGUGUGCCGUGUCCCCAUCAAAGUGCCCUAGGUUAGGCAGCUCCCAAAAGUGGGUUCCUUAACCAUUCCCAUGAGGAUGCUGAGGUCUUGAAGCAACUUAGGCAACUCCUGGAUUAGGUCACUGAUGUUCCCAAGGUGGCUGGGUCUGCAGCCCCAUGAAGCAGGGCCCUGCUAAGGACCCCCAGCCUGGUCUUGAGUCCCUGGCAAUCCUGAGGGAAGAUAUGGCCACAGUGACAUGGGAUGGUCUAGUACUUCUCAGAAAAUCCCAAGCAUGUGGCCUUAAGAUUUAUCAGGGUCCAGGCUCUGGGUGGGGACCAUUUCUUGGGAAUACUCCAGUGGCCUCCCCUCACUGCCAGCACUCCCAGGAAGAGUCCUGACCCAGCCCAGAUGGGGCACUGGGGCCAGCCCUUGGGAGCUUCUGGGAAGAAGGAAUGGGGUAGGUUCUGGGGGCCACUGUUCAGAGGACCAGGCUCCCUGUGGUGGUGCUUGGAGAAGGGAUGACGUGGGGCCACCGAUGAAGGAUCUCUGUGUGGUUUGUUUAUUUUAUUCCAGAAAGGUGCAAGUUGGGGGGGGCACAGCUGAAAGAAGAGUUUUCAGAUGUACUGCAGAAAGCCCAAUUUUGGAGACAAACUUACACUAAACAUUACUCAUUGUCUAUCUGAAAUGCAAA
Messenger RNA from Cavia porcellus (domestic guinea pig), 4204 nucleotides. RefSeq names its product adhesion G protein-coupled receptor G5 (gene Adgrg5). NCBI's taxonomy places the organism in Eukaryota, Metazoa, Chordata, Mammalia, Rodentia, Caviidae. Gene Ontology annotation, biological process: cell surface receptor signaling pathway; adenylate cyclase-activating G protein-coupled receptor signaling pathway. The record is from RefSeq and is a predicted model, not a curated record. Gene Ontology annotation, molecular function: G protein-coupled receptor activity. The transcript is spliced from 13 exons. The coding region runs from base 260 to 1915 and encodes 551 amino acids. Gene Ontology annotation, cellular component: plasma membrane.